UCAAGACCAUGAAAGACAAGCGCGACUCCAUAUUAAGACAACUGGAGGGCAAACAGUGUGUGGACACCAAAGUGAUAGCUCUGUUGCUCAAGUCAUUCGUGGAUCAACUGCUCGACGGAUCCGAUAUGAAGCCCGACGUGGAUAUCAUAGCUCACGUGCGACAUGACUGCCACCGAAACAGCGGUUCCAGCCCUUCGACGGACAACGAUAUUGAGCUCAAGACACGGAUCAAACAGUUGGAGGCGAAGGUGGAGCGGGAGGUGAGAGACAAUCAGAUACUGCACAGCCGUCUGCAGACAUUUGGUGCCAAAGAAAGCGAUUACAAGAAACAGAUCAAAGAUCUCACGACACGACUCGAGAAAUCCCAAGAAAUAGAGACCCAAUUGAAGACCAAAAUAAACGAAUUAAACAAUAAAACAGAUAUCAAUGAAAGCAACCCAUCAUUUGACCAUCAGAUCAGAUACCGGAUUAACGAAGAACUCAUUCGCCGACACUCUUCGCCGCGAAAGACUGAAGUGAUGUUCAAAGAGACAAACGGAGCGACAGAUGAGAUACAGGACGUGGAAACGGAAUCCGAUUCGGAGGAAGUCGAAGACCAGUUGAUUAAGAAGUGUUUGAAUACAAAACUGUUCGUUAAUAUCGACAAAAUUAAUGGAUCUCCUAAUAAGUCAAACCUUAUGAAUGGCCACAAAGUCGACGAAAUAGACAUUUCUGACAACGAAUCGAUGGAAGAGAUGUCGAAACCGGAGGCAUCGACUCCAUCGCCGGAGAAGUCACCGAAGAAGGGCCCGAAAUACUCAAUAAAAUACACUCAAAUCAAUGAAUGCACGUAUGUUUGCAAUUCAUUGGGAUGUGAUUUCAUCUGUUCCUCCAUACGGGACAUCCGAUGGCAUAACCGUAACGAUUGCGCCGACACUCCCUUCCAGUGCGAUGUCUGCCAAUUGAUGUUUCAGCACAACUCGUCUCUCAAGUCGCACAAGAAGUUCAAACACCCGGAGAGCAGACAAACACGCAGUGAAGACCAGACGCCAACCCGUCGUAAGAGGAGUCGAUCGGUUGAGGCGACCACUGAUCGACAGUUGCGACAGAAUCGACGCCAAACACAGAUCUUCAGCCCUGUCUUCCCUAAGAGAUGGAAGAGAGAACCCAUCGAUUUGACGGUUUAAGUCAUUCAUUGUCUCAUCGCUUCACAAGUUUUCCUUUAGUUUUCCAAAAACUGGUUUAAUAUAUAAUUUAGGAUUAAUCUGUUGUUUGUGUGAUUACCGUACAAUCCAAUGAACGCAUACUUAAUUACAAAUUUAAGACAUAUUUA
Messenger RNA from Oppiella nova, 1312 nucleotides. NCBI's taxonomy places the organism in Eukaryota, Metazoa, Arthropoda, Arachnida, Sarcoptiformes, Oppiidae. The record is from the annotation of a GenBank genome assembly.